AACAACAGUUCAUCGAUAGCUUGAUCAAUUCACCAAUCCAAGCCGCAGAACAACAGUUCAUCGAUAGCUUGAUCAAUUCGCCAAUCCAAAUCGAAGAACAGCAGCUUACCGAUAACUUGAUUAAUUCGUCAAUCCAUACCGAAGAACAACAGCUCAUAGAUAGCUUGAUCAACUCACCAAUCCAAACAGAAGAACAGGUUAUUAAUAGCUUAAUCAAUUCACCAAUUCAAAUCGAAGAACAAUUGCUCAUUGAUUCCUUAGUUAAUAUUAACGACAUUCAUUUAACGACUGUCUUUAAUAACCAACUCGGAAUCUCUAAUCUAGAAUACCUAAUAAACACAGAAAGUUCCUCGAAUAAUUUCGGCGACAAUCAAUUAAUUACUUCCAGUUUUUUAAAUGAUUCAUCAACACCACUAGAUUUCAAUAACUCUUAUUAUUUCUAA
Messenger RNA from Acaulospora morrowiae, 443 nucleotides. Lineage: Eukaryota; Fungi; Glomeromycota; Glomeromycetes; Diversisporales; Acaulosporaceae. The record is from the annotation of a GenBank genome assembly.